AAGAACCUCAAGCGGGCCGAAGUUUUGCGUAACAAGGCGGUAGCACGUUGUCGGUGCGCCGGGUUUUCGUUUUGCGGGUCCUCUCGAACCCCCUGAGCGUCAUGGGCAAGGUCCAGUCGAAGAUCGUGAGCGUCUUGGUCGACUGCCUCGAGAAGCCGGAGCCGAGCCGCCUCGAGCGCACGAAGGCCUUCGUCGACGGCUCGAGCCUGCCCAUCGUCGUCACGAACUCGGCCGACGGGACCGUGGUCCACUGCAACGAGGCCUGGUGCGGCAUGUGCGGCUACGCGCGCGACGAGGCGCUCGGGCGCACGAACGGCGAGCUGCUGCAGGGCCCCGGCACGGACCUCCGGGCCGCGCGCGCCAUGGUCGGCGAGCUCCGGGCCGGCGCGUCCAAGGCGCGCGCCGUGCUAUUCAACUACAAGAAGGACCGGAGCCCCUUCUGGAACGACCUCGUCGUCACGCACAUCGGCGACGACGCGUCCGUCGGCGUCAGCGGCUACGACGUCGCCUUCCUCCGCGAGGCGCGCGACGCGGGCGACGCCGCCGACGGCGCGGCCCUCAGCGAGUGCUUCAGCAUGAAGAAGCGCCUCUCGCCCUUCACGGGCGAGCUCUCCGAGGCCUCCAUGUUCGUCGUCAGUUGAUGCCGCGCGCGCGCUGCGGAGAACCACGUCCCCCGGCGGCCGUCGCAGACGGCCGCCCGGACCGCAGCCGCGCCCGCGCCUCUCGAUGUCCCCCGUUAAAGUUUCAAGCU
Aureococcus anophagefferens is the source of this 751-nucleotide messenger RNA. RefSeq lists its product as hypothetical. The transcript has a single exon. The record is from RefSeq and is a predicted model, not a curated record. The coding region runs from base 102 to 641 and encodes 179 amino acids. NCBI's taxonomy places the organism in Eukaryota, Pelagophyceae, Pelagomonadales, Pelagomonadaceae.